CUUCCGUGUGCGGUCAGUUGGACCGACUAGAUUGGCGUGCUGUCUGGACCACACUAUCUCGCGUGCUGCCAUAUCAAAAGGGACUUUCUACUCACACACAAGCGUGCUCGGGUCAAUGAAAAUCUUAAAUCAGAUUCUUUGAUGUUUCAAAGUCUGAAGACGUCAUUUUCUCUGCUGCCGCCUUUCGUCCACCGCGCGUUCCCCCUCGCAAUCAAAACACACCUGGGCGUGCGCAAUACCAGUGUCAUUUUGUUGUUUUAUGUGUGGCCUAUCGCUGUGUCGCGGACAACUCCCGCAGCCCCUGUUUGUGUCAAAGAAAAAAAAGACGGAAACGGAAACGAUCACCACGCACACGAGGCAGAGGCGGUCCAGUAACUCUUUUUCCAGUCAUUUUCUUCCAUCCUUCAACCAUUACCACGCACGCCUUGAGGUGCUGCGACGAGUUUUGCGCUUGUAUCGUGCUCCCUCCUUCUUUCCAUGAGACCAACCUCUGCACUUGCCUAGUCUGCCCACACCCACACCCUUACAAUGCCCGCCACCAUCCUGCAUGAUCGCUACGAAUUGAUCAGCAAAUUGGGUAAUGGCGUAUCAGGCAGCGUUUUCAAGGCCUUGGAUUUGCACACGGACACAGAAGUGGCCAUCAAGAUGGUCAAGCGCAGUGUGGUGCGUGGUCAAGUCCAAGAUGAAGUUGACUACGUUUCUCGUGUACGCUCCUGCGGCAGCGUGGUCCAUCCCCUCGACACCUUUACUUGGCGUAUGAAGUCGUGCAUGGUCAUGAAACUCAUGACCAACGGCAGCCUAUUUGAUCGUAUUCGCCCGGACGCGCCGACACAUCUAGCCCAAGACUUGGCCCGCAGCUGGCUACGUCAAUUGGUGGCCGCAGCGCUUGCCAUUUCUCGUGCUCAUCUCGUGCACGGCAAUAUCACACCCAGCAAAUGUCUGAUCGAUGAGAGCAACGUCCUCGUGCUACACGGAUUCUCCGCCUGUACAGAGCAGGGACAUCGCUUUUUACAGGGCGAGCUGCUGCCCUCCCUCUCCUUCUACGUUGCGCCUGAAUCAUAUCUCGGUAUGCCCUGCUCUGCCAAGCAGGACGUCUGGAACGUUGGGCUUGUUUGGUAUGGCAUGAUCACUGGGGACCUGCCUUGGGCCACCCCCACACGAGAAGAUCCCGACUACGCCGCAUACUUGCAGACGCGGAUGUUGCCAGCCACCUCAGCCAUCCGCGCCCUGCGGCCACGCGUGUACAACAUGCUGGUUCAGAUGCUCGACCCGGUACCUUCGCGUCGCCCACGCUUGGAAGAAGUGGCCAGCUUCCUGCAACACGAGCACCGCUGGUUUCGACGUCAUGCACUGGCUCGCCACUUCCGUCUGGACGAGCCCAGCGAUAGCCUUUUGGAUGAGCCACGCGCCGGGGACUAUUCCGUUAUCGAGGAAAGCUUUCGCAAAGUGGCUGCCAUUCGUCGCAGCAGCCAGCGUUGGAGCGUGGAUAGUGGAACUGACUUAAUGUCGCCCUCUCAAUGUGAACGAGCGCUGCCCACGCGCUGCCAUGUGCAGCGCUCCAAUGACUCGACCCAUAGCGUCCGUCUGCAAGCUGAUCACCCAUCAGACCAACCGAUUUCUUCCUCGACCUCGGCUCCCACAGAUGAUAUUGUUUCUGGAUCCGAGCAACGAGACAAAGUUCACGACAGCCCCACCUUGGACCUGACCCUCUUCAAUGGCAUGCGAGUUUCCUCCUUGCCCACCCAAAGCCCCCACCGUCGCUCCUCCCUGGUUGGUGCGCAAUCCCGACGCUCUUCAGCGGCGAGUGCCCGGUCAUCGAUUGACUUUGGCGAAGUCGCCAAGGUUCGCAUCGCGUAUCUUUGA
This is a messenger RNA of Monosiga brevicollis MX1, 1863 nucleotides long. RefSeq lists its product as uncharacterized. The transcript has a single exon. The coding region runs from base 529 to 1863 and encodes 444 amino acids. Gene Ontology annotation, biological process: protein phosphorylation. Gene Ontology annotation, molecular function: protein kinase activity; ATP binding. NCBI's taxonomy places the organism in Eukaryota, Choanoflagellata, Craspedida, Salpingoecidae. The record is from RefSeq and is a predicted model, not a curated record.